AUGCAUUCUAUAAUGGAGACGAGCAAGCCGAUCCUGCAGAAGGCAGUUCAGUUAGAUACAGAGGGCGACCCAGAAGGAGCUAUAAAGCACUAUGCUGAAGGGGUUUCUAUACUUAUGAAGUGCCUAUCAUGUGAUGAUGCCAGUCCUUCCCAAUUGGUAUCAGUGAGGGAAACAAUUGGCAAGUAUUUGUCAAGGGCUGAAACUCUCAAAAAUCGUAUGCCAGUUGUACUCGUUGAGCGAAUACAGAUCAAGUCUGACUCGAAGGGGUAUGGUUACGAUAAGAUCUUUUCAAAAUGCUUUGAUAACUCAGUAACAGAAGUCUUUGUGCAAGAUGGUUACAUCAGAUUGCACCACCAGAUCGUAAAUUUUGUGAAAUUUUGCGAGUUAUGUGUGAUGAAAGCAACGAAUUUGAAAAAAAUUGAACUGAGAACGCAGAAGGGUGAUGGAUCUAAUGAAGUUCCACUUAUGGAGUUAAAACAGAGUUUUGAAGAAAAAAACGUAAUUUUCAGCUUUUAUUAUGACGAAAACUUGCACGACCGUGAAAUUAGGUUUAACAAUGGUUGGAUUGUUAAAAUUGGUCGAGGCCUCGACUAUUUUAAGAAGAGUAAUAGAUUUGCUUUAGGUUCUUAUGAGUUGAAUUUGAGAAAGUGUUUGGAGACUACGGUUGAUUUGUUUCAAGUUAAAAAGUAAUU
Enterobius vermicularis (human pinworm) is the source of this 692-nucleotide messenger RNA. The record is from the annotation of a GenBank genome assembly. NCBI's taxonomy places the organism in Eukaryota, Metazoa, Nematoda, Chromadorea, Rhabditida, Oxyuridae.